CGGGAGCAGACUAGCGCACCGGAAGCUGUACCUAGCAAGGUGUCGGCGAGGAUUCAUACAGCUAGGGGCCUUUUAGCGAGUUGGAAAGGCCGCCAUAGUCGCCAUCGCCAUGCUACUCUCCGCUGUUUGCCUUGCCAAGAGCAAGUCAAAGACCCUCCUUGUGAAAAUGUUGAGCCAAGCAGGGACAGGUUACACCUUCAACACCAAGAGAAGCCGGUUACGAGAGAAACUGGUCCUUCUGCAUUUCGAUCCAAUUGUGAAGAAACGGGUCCUCUUUGUGGAGAAGAAAAAAGUGCGCUCCAUUUAAACAAUGGAUUGAAAAUGAAUUUGAUUUAUAAAUGAGGAAGACUCUUGGGGGGGGAAACACUGAUUCAGAGAUCCUGAAGUAUGUGCCCAAAGGAAAGGAAGUGGCUUGGAAUCACCGCCUCCUGUGAUUUGGAUGCCAUUGUGAAGGAAAACAAUGCAUUGAAAGAAAAUUCUUCACUGUAGGACAGAGAUCAUUGCAUCAACAUUUAUUUAUCUUUAUGGUUAUUUUUACAGCUGUCAAUAAAAAAAAUACUUAAAUAGCUAGGA
Molecule: messenger RNA, 573 nt
Organism: Dromiciops gliroides (monito del monte)
Lineage: Eukaryota; Metazoa; Chordata; Mammalia; Microbiotheria; Microbiotheriidae
Gene: MRPL33
Product: mitochondrial ribosomal protein L33
Exons: 4
Coding region: 110-307 (65 amino acids)
Biological process (GO): translation
Cellular component (GO): mitochondrion; ribosome
Molecular function (GO): structural constituent of ribosome
Source: RefSeq, a predicted model, not a curated record